Molecule: messenger RNA, 5354 nt
Organism: Echinops telfairi (small Madagascar hedgehog)
Lineage: Eukaryota; Metazoa; Chordata; Mammalia; Afrosoricida; Tenrecidae
Gene: ABCC1
Product: ATP binding cassette subfamily C member 1
Exons: 31
Coding region: 1-4686 (1561 amino acids)
Biological process (GO): glutathione transmembrane transport; xenobiotic transport
Cellular component (GO): basolateral plasma membrane
Molecular function (GO): ATP binding; glutathione transmembrane transporter activity; ATP hydrolysis activity
Source: RefSeq, a predicted model, not a curated record
AUGGAGGAGGUGGUGGGAGUGGCAUUGAAGGAAGUGGUGGUGGUGGUAGUGAAACUGGUGUUAGCGAUGAUGGAGAAGGUGGUGGUAGUGGCGAUAUGGGUGGUGGUGGUGGUAGUGAAAUUGGUGGACGUGGUGGACUGGAACCUCACGUGGCACACCAGCAACCCCGACUUCACCAAGUGCUUUCAGAACACGGCCCUCAUAUGGGUGCCUUGUCUUUAUCUCUGGGCCUGCUUCCCCUGCUACUUCCUCUAUCUCUCCCGGCAUGACCGGGGCUACAUCCAGAUGACACAUCUCAACAAAGCCAAAACGGCCUUGGGGUUUUUGCUGUGGAUCGUCUGCUGGGCAGACCUCUUCUACUCUUUCUGGGAAAGAAGUCAGGGCGCGGUCCUGGCCCCGGUGUUGCUGGUUAGUCCAACCUUCUUGGGCAUUACCAUGCUGCUGGCUACCUUCCUAAUCCAGCUGGAGAGAAGGAAGGGAGUCCAGUCCUCAGGGAUCAUGCUCACUUUCUGGCUGGUAGCCCUGGUCUGUGCUGCUGCCAUCUUGAGAUCCAAAAUCAUGACUGCCUUAAAAGAGGAUGCCCACGUCGAUAUGUUUCGAGACACCACCUUCUACGUCUACUUUUCCCUUGUGCUGGUCCAGCUCGUGUUGUCCUGCGUCUCGGACCGCUCGCCCCUGUUCUCGGAGACCAUCAGUGACGCGAACCCUUGCCCGGAGUCCAGCGCCUCCUUCCUUUCCAGAAUCACCUUCUGGUGGAUCACCGGGUUGAUGGUCCAGGGCUACCGCCACCCGCUGGACAGCACAGACCUCUGGUCCCUGAAUCAGGAGGACACCUCUGAGCAGGUGGUGCCUGUUUUGGUGAAGAACUGGAAGAACGAGUGUGCCAAGUCUAGGAAGCAGCCGGUGAAGAUUGUGUACUCCUCCAAGGACCCUGCCAAGCCCAAAGGGGGCUCCAGGGUGGACGUGAAGGAGGAGGCCGAGGCUUUGAUCGUCAAGACCCCACAGAAGGAGUGGAACCCAUCCCUGUUCAAGGUGUUAUACAAGACCUUUGGGCCCUACUUCCUCAUGAGCUUCUUAUUUAAGGCGAUUCAUGACCUGAUGAUGUUUGCCGGCCCAGAAAUCUUAAAGCAGCUCAUCAACUUUGUCAACGACAAGAAGGCCCCAGACUGGCAGGGCUACUUCUACACGGCGCUGCUCUUCAUCAGCGCCUGCCUGCAGACGCUUGUGCUGCACCAGUACUUCCACAUCUGCUUCGUCAGCGGCAUGAGGAUCAAGACCGCCGUCAUCGGGGCCGUCUACCGCAAGGCCCUGGUGAUCACCAAUUCAGCCAGAAAGUCAUCCACGGUCGGGGAGAUUGUCAACCUCAUGUCUGUAGACGCCCAGCGGUUCAUGGACUUGGCCACGUAUAUUAACAUGGUCUGGUCAGCGCCUCUGCAAGUCAUGCUUGCUCUCUACCUCCUGUGGCUGACCCUGGGCCCGCCUGUCCUGGCCGGAGUGGCUGUGAUGGUCCUCAUGGUUCCGCUCAAUGCAGUGAUGGCGAUGAAGACCAAGACCUACCAGGUGGCGCACAUGAAGAGCAAAGACAACCGGAUUAAGCUGAUGAAUGAAAUUCUCAACGGCAUCAAGGUUUUAAAGCUGUACGCCUGGGAGCUGGCUUUCAAGGAGAAGGUGUUGGGCAUAAGGCAGGAGGAGCUGAAGGUCCUGAAGAAGUCUGCUUACCUGGGAGCCGUGGGGACCUUCACCUGGGUCUGCACACCUUUCCUGGUGGCCCUGUCUACAUUUGCUGUGUUCGUGACCGUCAACGAGAACAACGCCCUGGACGCCCAGAAAGCCUUCGUUUCCUUGGCCUUGUUCAACAUCCUGCGGUUUCCCCUGAACAUCCUCCCCAUGGUCAUCAGCAGCAUGGUGCAGGCAAGCGUCUCCCUCAAACGCCUGAGGGUCUUCCUGUCCCACGAGGAGCUGGAGCCCGACAGCAUUGAGCGGAAGCCGGCCAAAGACGGUGGGGGGACGGACAGCAUUACGGUGAAGAAUGCCUCCUUCACCUGGUCCAGGAGCGACCCCCCGACGCUGAACGGCAUCACCUUCUCGGUCCCGGAAGGUGCCUUAGUGGCCGUGGUGGGCCAAGUGGGCUGUGGGAAGUCGUCACUGCUCUCAGCACUGUUGGCCGAGAUGGACAAGAUGGAGGGGCACGUGGCCAUCAAGGGCUCGGUGGCCUACGUCCCCCAGCAGGCCUGGAUCCAGAAUGACUCCCUCCAGGAAAACAUCCUCUUUGGGCGCCAGAUGCAGGAGCAGUAUUACCAGGCUGUGGUUGAGGCCUGUGCCCUCCUGCCAGACCUGGAGAUGCUGCCCAGCGGGGACCGCACGGAGAUUGGCGAGAAGGGCGUGAACCUGUCUGGGGGUCAGAAGCAGCGUGUGAGCCUGGCCCGGGCUGUGUACUGCAACGCCGACGUCUACCUCUUGGAUGACCCUCUCUCGGCCGUGGACGCCCACGUGGGAAAGCACAUAUUUGAAAAUGUGGUGGGCCCCAAGGGGAUGCUGAAAAACAAGACGCGGAUCCUGGUCACACACGGCAUCAGCUACCUGCCACAGGUGGAUGUCAUCAUCGUCAUGAGUGGAGGCAAGGUCUCAGAGAUGGGCUCCUACCAGGAGCUGCUGGCCCGCGACGGGGCUUUCGCUGAGUUCCUGGGCACCUACGCCAGCACAGAGCAGGAACAGGACCCUGAGGACGAAGGGCCCGUGAGUGGCGGCAGUCCAGCGAAGGAGGUGCAGCUGAUGGAGAAUGGAGUGCUGGUGACAGACGCUUCGGGGAAGCAGCUGCAGAGACAGCUCAGCAGCCACUCGUCCUACAGCGGCGACACGCACAAGCCCCACAGCAGCACGGCGGAGCUGCAGAGGGAUGAGGAGGCGCAGAAGGAGGCCACCUGGAAGCUGAUGGAGGCAGACAAGGCUCAGACGGGGAAGGUCAAGCUGGCUGUGUACUGGGACUACAUGAAGGCCAUUGGACUCUUCAUCUCCUUCCUGAGCAUCUUCCUCUUCUUGUGCAACCACGUUGCCGCCCUGGCCUCCAACUACUGGCUCAGUCUCUGGACUGACGAUCCCAUUGUCAACGGGACGCAGGAGCACACCAAGCUCCGGCUGGGCGUGUACGGAGCCCUGGGCAUUUCCCAAGGAGUCUCCGUGUUUGGCUACUCCAUGGCGGUGUCCAUAGGGGGCAUCCUGGCCUCCCGCCACCUGCACCUGGACCUGCUGCACAACGUCCUGCGGUCGCCCAUGAGCUUCUUCGAGCGGACGCCCAGCGGGAACCUGGUGAACCGCUUCUCCAAGGAGAUGGACACGGUGGACUCCAUGAUCCCGCAGGUCAUCAAGAUGUUCAUGGGCUCCCUGUUCAACGUCAUCGGCGCCUGCAUCAUCAUCCUGCUGGCCACGCCUAUUGCCGCCGUCAUCAUCCCGCCCCUGGGACUCAUCUACUUCUUCGUCCAGAGGUUCUACGUGGCCUCCUCGCGGCAGCUGAAGCGCCUCGAGUCGGUCAGCCGCUCCCCGGUGUACUCCCACUUCAACGAGACCCUGCUGGGCGUCAGCGUCAUCCGAGCCUUCGAGGAGCAGCAGCGCUUCAUCCGCCAGAGCGACCUGAAGGUGGACGAGAACCAGAAGGCCUACUACCCCAGCAUCGUGGCCAACCGAUGGCUGGCUGUGCGGCUGGAGUGUGUGGGCAACUGCAUCGUGCUCUUUGCAGCCCUGUUUGCGGUCAUCUCCCGACACAGCCUCAGUGCUGGCCUGGUGGGCCUCUCUGUGUCCUACUCGCUUCAGGUGACCACGUACUUGAACUGGCUGGUGCGGAUGUCGUCCGAGAUGGAGACCAACAUCGUGGCCGUGGAGAGGCUCAAGGAGUAUUCAGAAACCGAGAAGGAGGCUCCCUGGCAGAUUGAGGAGACGGCUCCGCCUAGCACCUGGCCCCAGGUAGGCCGCGUGGAGUUCCAGGACUACAGCCUGCGCUACCGGGAGGACCUGGAGCUGGUGCUGAAGCACAUCAGCGUGACCAUCAGCGGCGGAGAGAAGGUUGGCAUCGUUGGGAGGACGGGAGCUGGGAAGUCAUCCCUGACCUUGGGCUUGUUCCGGAUCAACGAGUCUGCAGAGGGGCAGAUCCUCGUUGACGACGUUAACAUCGCCCAAAUUGGCUUGCACAGCCUGCGCUUCAAGAUCACCAUCAUCCCUCAGGACCCCGUGUUGUUCUCGGGCUCCCUCCGCAUGAACCUGGACCCCUUCAGCCAGUACUCGGACGACGAGGUCUGGACGUCACUGGAGCUGGCCCACCUGAAGAGCUUCGUGUCCGCCCUUCCCGAUAAGCUGAACCACGAGUGCGCGGAAGGCGGUGAGAACCUGAGUGUCGGGCAGCGCCAACUUGUGUGCCUGGCCCGGGCCCUGCUGCGGAAGACCAAGAUCCUGGUGCUGGAUGAGGCCACAGCCGCCGUGGACCUGGAAACGGACGACCUCAUUCAGUCCACCAUCCGGACUCAGUUCGAGGACUGCACCGUCCUCACCAUUGCUCACCGGCUCAACACCAUCAUGGACUACACAAGGGUGAUCGUCCUGGACAAAGGGGAGAUCCGGGAAUGUGGCUCCCCCGCCAGCCUCCUGCAGCAGAGGGGUCUGUUCUACAGCAUGGCCAGAGACGCUGGCUUGGUGUGAGCCCGGAGCCGCUGCCCACCAGCUCCCAGGACAAGCGGACCCUCCAGGACCCCAGCCUCCAGUACAGAAACCAAAAAAAAAGAGAAGAAACCACCCCCCAACCAAAGCCCCACCUGUGACUGCCGCCUGGGGUGGGCCGGGCUGAGCGGGAGGGACGCCCGUUCCUCCCUCCGUACGCUGUGCUCCGCUGCUCAUGCACGGCCCUCGGCCUUGGCAUGCACGCUCGCGCCCGCUGGUUCUUCCCGCGGGUGUUCGCGGCAGCCAGACCGCUGGAGACACGGGUUGUCUAAUGACCAAAUCCAGCCAACUGCCUCACGUCUCUCCAGCCCGCCUUACCGGCUGUGUCUUCAGGGAGCCUCCUGCUCCAUCCGGUCCCUGGUCACCAACUCUACCCAGAAUGGGCUCUUUCCCUGCCGCUGCAGUUUUGAGGCAAAGGGACUGGCGGAAACCCUGCCCACCACAGGGAAGUCCAGGGAGCCACAGGUCAGACGCCUGCUCUUCCAGGAACUCGGACGCAGGGAACCGCGAGCGUGCCCUGCAGGAGGUCAGGGCCAAGGGGCCGUGCUUGUCUCACUGCGGACUUCCUCCCGAAGCCCUCCAGUCUUCCCAUGCGCUCUUCCGGCCUGUUUGCCCAUCCCUAGAACAGGUGCGCGGAGAGACGAGGCGCU